Messenger RNA from Humulus lupulus (European hop), 1304 nucleotides. RefSeq lists its product as uncharacterized. The transcript has 3 exons. The record is from RefSeq and is a predicted model, not a curated record. NCBI's taxonomy places the organism in Eukaryota, Viridiplantae, Streptophyta, Magnoliopsida, Rosales, Cannabaceae. The coding region runs from base 327 to 1304 and encodes 325 amino acids.
UUUGAUUAAUCAUACUUACAUUAGCUUAAUAAUUAAAAUUUGAACCAAAGUUAACCACCAUAUGAUAUCAAUGCUCAUCUUUCAUUUAAUACCAAAAAUACCCCUCUCAUAACACCUUUCCUCUCUAUUCUCCCUCUUCCUCUCUACCUCUCUUCACCAUACCUCUCUUCACCAUACAUUCUCUCUCACUCUCUCUUCACCAUACGUUUUACACACAAAAUUUUUAUACUAAAAUCUUGCAAGAAAGAUACACAUUCGGACAUUGUGGAUUGUUUGAGGAGAAACACCAAGCUUUGUGUUAUUUUUGCUCAUAGUGAAGAUAUUAAAUGGGGUCAACUUUGUUCGCGUACUUAAUGUAUAAUGGUGUUUGGGAGCGUGAAGGUAGAGAUUGGGUUUUUAAUGGAGCCGAAAAUUUAACGUUCGAGUUGGAGAAGGACAUAACUUACUCACAACUUGUUGAACUUCUGUACUCAGAGCUGGAGGUUGACAAAGUGCAGUAUGACCUGAAAUUAGAAGUGAAUUAUAAGUACAUGAAAGGGUUAAUGUAUCGGCCUGAACUUAUAAGGAAUGACAAGGGUGUAAGCUUAUAUUUGUCAAUGCUUUUGAAGAAGCCAGAUGAAUUUGUUCCCCUUUUUGUGACUUUGGUGGAGAAGAAUAUCAUUGUUUAUCGUAAUCCUCCACCAAGUACUGUUAAGGAUACUCGUAGUGAGGUUGGGACUUAUGUUCCAGAAACAAAUCCGGAGGUGCUGGUAGCCACUGCUGUACCUGAAUCAAACCCUUUCAUACCAACAGUUGACCAUGUAGCACAGAUGCCAUUUCAUGAUGAUUUUCCUGAUUGUCCUGACCCUGAAAAUGAUUUUGAGGGCAAUGACGACCAAGAAACAGAGGUCCGUUCUCAAGCUUUGAGCCUGAGUCCACUGUCGUACCAAAUACCGAGGCAAACAACAUGUAGAAGUAGACCCCGUAGAGAAGAUCGCCAAACACCUGGUACUAGUAGUAGUCGUCCAGACGGAACAAAUGAUGCUAGAGAAUUUAGUGAUCCACUCUCUUCUUCGACAUAUUAUAGUAAAUUCAAAGCUCAGAUGUUUACAAGAGAAGACAUUGAGGAUAAUAGUCACUAUAUAUCUAUGGGUGGCACAUCGGGCGGGGAGAUUCAUUUAGGAAAGUUUUUCAGAGACAAGGAACAUUUAAAAAAGGUUGCUGGCUUGUUUGCAAUGAAGAAGGGAUUCGACUUUAUAGUUAAGAAGUCGGGCACACAGGUAGGGGUAUACUGUCAACUGCCACAAAAAACAAUGCAUAUUUAG